Molecule: messenger RNA, 378 nt
Organism: Phytophthora megakarya
Lineage: Eukaryota; Oomycota; Peronosporomycetes; Peronosporales; Peronosporaceae
Source: the annotation of a GenBank genome assembly
AUGGAAUUAUCGAUCAGUGUGGCGAAGAGUUUCUGGGGCAUCGAUAAGGUAGGAUAUCUGAGGCAUCGAGUGUCGUUCGGAGGUCUAGAGGCGAACCCAAAAGAUCUGAAAUUCCUGAUUGAUCUGCCAUUCCCCGAGUCACUCCAAUCCAUGCAGUCGUUCCUGGGUAGUUUGAAUUACUACAGCCGAUUCAUUAAAGACUAUGCUAUCUACGCGUCGAUGCUAUAUGAUCUACGCGAGGUGGCGUUCGCAGUGCUGGAGAAACGACCGGAUCUGAGGAAGAUCAUGGGCCAGAACCACCCGAUUGCACGAGAUCACCGUUCACCGGAGCUGCAGGUGGCGGAACCACUGCAUGAGAGGUGGAUCAGGGCGCAUUAG